Molecule: messenger RNA, 201 nt
Organism: Adineta steineri
Lineage: Eukaryota; Metazoa; Rotifera; Eurotatoria; Adinetida; Adinetidae
Source: the annotation of a GenBank genome assembly
AUGAUGCGAGCUCAAGGUCAAACUGAACAGUCAGAUGAACCACUGGUACCUCUUAUUUCUCCUCCUCCAGUACUCCAAGAACCAGUUGAAGAACAACAACCACCUCAAGAGCAACUUCCAGUUGAGUAAGUAGUUAAGCAAAUGAUCAAUACUAGAAACCGACUCGAACCGAUUUUACUGUUUUCAUAUUAAUUUUUAAGA